Molecule: messenger RNA, 2505 nt
Organism: Dendrobium catenatum
Lineage: Eukaryota; Viridiplantae; Streptophyta; Magnoliopsida; Asparagales; Orchidaceae
Product: YTH domain-containing protein ECT2
Exons: 9
Coding region: 218-2110 (630 amino acids)
Biological process (GO): mRNA destabilization
Cellular component (GO): cytoplasm
Molecular function (GO): mRNA binding
Source: RefSeq, a predicted model, not a curated record
ACUAUUAUUAGUGUUUUUCUGCGCGAGUAAAUCUAGCGCUAGCGAAUUCGCAAUGGUGGAAAAGUUCUGAACGAUACGAGAGUUUUACACGAAUCCCAGAUCGCGAGAAGGGCGCGGAGGAGAAGCAAGGAAUAAGGAGGACCAGAGCAACGAAAGUUUUCCCCAACUUCUCUCUCUCUUUCUCUUUUUCUCCAGAUUUGAGAUCUUUGGAUUGCUGAUGGAGACUGCCGAGCCAGGACCGGAUCGAAUCGAUUCAGUGGAACCAUUAAACGCCCCACCAGUCGAUAAUGCUGAGAAUUCCAUUAGCAGAGAGAACUCGAAAGACCAGCCUCUGUCUUCUAAAGAUGAGAAAAGAUUGCAUAAUGAUAUUUCACACGAUUCAAAUCCCAUGGAUCCACUAAGAGAUGCGCCGUUGGGAUCCUUAAAUACCAGUGGAGAUCAUGGUCUUGUUUAUCCACCAAAUAUAUAUGCUCCACAAGCUCAAGCAUUUGUUUAUGGAGGCUAUGAGAAUACUCCUGGUGAAUGGGAAGAGUAUCCGCAUCACUUUAUGCAUGCAGAAGGUUUGGAACCUGGGUCAGCAGGCUUUUACUCCGAGAACCAAUCCGUUAUGUUCCACCCUGGUUAUGGGUACAGUCCCCAGAUGCCGUAUGGGCCAUAUUCUCCAGUUACAACACCUUUACCUGCUUCUGGGAGAGAUGGCCAGCUUUACUCCCCUCAACAUUUUCCUUUUACAGGCCCAUACUAUCAUCAACCAACUACGCCCAACAUGCCAUAUCUGCAUGCACCGACUCCAAUAUCUCAAGCUGAUUUGACAAUGCCACUUGAGCAACAAGGUGCUUUUCUUGCCAACCUGAAUUCCAGCAGCAUUCUAUUGGGACCAACAACUGCUUACCAUGUUCCCUUUAGUUCUUUUGAUUGGUUGAAAUCUCCAGAUGCGAUGGGAUCUCUGACUCCGUUGCUUUCACCAGCAGCUUCACCUCAACCUCUAGGCGCUGUUGGAUCCUAUGGCCAAGGCAUGAUGCCGUUUUCUUCUGGAAUGGCAUCUGAACCGCAAAGAUCUUUCUAUGGUUUUGGAUCGUCAAUUAAUUCCUAUGAUCAAGGAUAUUUUCAAGGUGGGAUGUAUCACCAUGGAAGUAAUUUUGGAGGAUCUAUUCCUAGCUUAGCAAAUAAUGGUCGCAGUUUGAUUGCAAUUGACAAAAGUAGGAGACGAGGCAAGGGAAAUACUUCCAUAUGCAACAGCUGCAAUGACUUUCUCAACGAACAAAACCGAGGUCCACGUGCUUCCAGACCAAAGAAUGCAAACAUUGAACAGGGUUUGACAGCUGAUAGCAAAAACAAUAAUGUAACUUCAGGUGUUAACCGUGAACUCUACAAUAGGCCCGACUUUUCUGUUGAGUACAAGGAUGCAAAAUUCUUUAUAAUAAAAUCUUACAGUGAGGACAAUGUGCACAAGAGUAUUAAAUAUGGUGUUUGGGCCAGCACUGCUAAUGGAAACAAGAAACUAGAUGCUGCUUAUCGUGAAACAAGGGAUAAAGGAGAUUUUUACCCAGUUUUCUUGUUUUUCUCUGUGAAUGCCAGCGCACAGUUCUGUGGUGUUGCUGAGAUGAUUGGACCUGUUGAUUUUGACAAAAGCGUGGACUAUUGGCAGCAAGACAAGUGGAGUGGUCAAUUCCCUGUGAAGUGGCAUAUUAUAAAGGAUGUGCCAAACAGUCUGUUCCGGCAUAUUAUCCUUGAAAAUAAUGAUAAUAAACCUGUAACCAACAGCAGAGACACCCAGGAGGUAAAACUUGAACAAGGCCUGGAGAUGCUAAGCAUCUUAAAGAAACAUGAUUCUGAUGUGUCAAUUCUCGACGACUUCGGCUUCUACGAGGAUCGACAGAAAUCAAUGCAGGAGCGGAAGGCCCGACAGCAACGGCAGCUUUCUCCCUCCUCCGAUGCGGUUGAUGGGAGACCGACUCCAGGUUCAUUGAUUAGUCAGAUCUCAAAGAGCUUUGGCCAGGUGGUUAGACUGGAAAAAGCUAACGGCGAAGGCUCUGCAUCUGAUAAAAGUAAUACCGCCAUUGUCAAUUCUGAGGACCUGAAGAAGUCUACUUCAUCAACGGCAGCAUAGAUGGUAACUGGUCCAAUCAUUCAGGUUCUUCAUUACUGGCUAAGUAUGGAGGAGGCUCAAUCCAGCAUUUGGAAAGAGGGGAUGUGUGGGGGGAUUAAUUGAUGGUUCAUGUGGUAGUUGUACAGUAAUAUAGGCCACCCAUUCUUCCAGUGGUGUAACCAAAGUUUUUUUUUUUCUCACCAUAUUUCUUUCAUGUUAUCUUUUAAUUUUUUUGCUCAUCUUUUCCUUUUUUUUUUUUAUCCUUCAAUUUUAGCUGCAAGGGGUAUUGGAGCUGCUGCUUCAUGUUAAGUCAUUUGUAAAGUUCCAAUUGAGAUGCUCGGUCAAUAAGUACCACUUUGUGUGGAAAGUCUCUGUUCGAAUUUCGAAUCUGGUACAUCGUUCUAUAUUUUACUCUU